AUGCUGCUAAGCAAGUCCGUCUACGUAGGCCUAAACUAUGGUUUAUAAGACCUGUCAUUAUACUGGUUUCACCAAGUCGAAUUCGUCUAGUUCACGCGCGUAGGUUCGAAAUUUCUCAUCUAAUAAAUGAUCAGCGUGAGCGCCAUGAUGCGCAUACGGUGACUGAUUCGACUCACGCGGUCCCGGUCAGUUCCGUGCAUUCAAUAUGGCUGGUCGAGGUAGUUACGACGAUUCAAGAGAUUAUUCCAGUGGUCACCGUAGCAGAAAACCGUUACCGACAGAACCUCCAUAUACUGCAUAUGUGGGAAAUUUGCCAAAUGGAAUUGUACAAGGUGAUGUCGACAAAAUCUUUGAGAAGCUUAAUGUCAAAGUCAUCAGAUUGGUUAAAGACAGAGAUACCGACAAAUUUAAAGGCUUCUGUUAUGUCGAGUUUGAAGACCUGGCUGACCUGGAAGCAGCAUUGGAAAUGGAUGGAGCGGUAGAAGUAGAUAAAUGCCUGAUUAAGAUUGAUGUAGCAGAAGGAAAGAGAAAUGAUCGAGGAGGUGGCUUCGACAGGAGAGGUCGUGGAGGCAGCGGUGGUGGAAGUGGAUUUAAAGGACGAGAUUCUGGUCGUAGUGGAUACGGCGAUGAUUUUGAUAGCAAAUCUACAUUUUCCAGAUACAGUGAUAGAGGCCCACAAGGAGGUAGUAGACCAAGUAAUGAUAGAUGGGAUUCUAGAAGUAAUAGAGGCAAUUAUGGCCAAUUCAAUGACGAGACAGGUGGAAAUCGUGAGUGGUCACGAAGUGCAUCUACCAGAACAUAUAGUAAUAAACCUCCAUUGCGUGCAACUGCUCCAGAUCGAAAACCCUUCCCUGAUGAAUCUUUUCAAAAAGAUGCUCCCCCUCCAGACACUUCUGGAAGGAAACGUUUGGAGCUGAAACCAAGAACUGUUAAAGAACCUGUGAAUGCAAUGGCCGAAUCGAGUAAAACCAGUUCCAUUUAUGGAGGUGCAAAACCUCGAGAAGAAAAAUUGGAAAAGUAAAACUAAUGAUAUCAUCAAUAAAAUCAGUCUCAAUUUCCCUAAGGAAAAAUUGGGUAAAGAAACAUUGUUGACAAAAUUUUAAAAUCAAUCCAAGAUUCCCUUAUAGUUUCCUAAAAAUCUAAUGGCGACUCUUCGUAUAUUACAAUCAAACUGCAAUGUCAUUUUUUUAAUUCUUACAAGGGGUCACCCGCAGGAAAGGUAUGCUAUAAAUAACGAUAAAUUUAUUGCAAUUCUUCUAAGUUCUGCGCGUUUUUUAAUCAAGAAUAAAUAUUUUUCUUCUAAUGUCUUUUGUAUUUAAAUUAACUUCGCGUGAUUCAAUGAAAAUAGGAUACAUGUAACUACAAUAUACAUGAAGAGAUAUGUAUGCACAAUGCAUGCUCCAAUAGUGAUAGCGAUUUAUAUACAUAAACGAUGAUUAUUAAGAUACUACACAGCUGAAUACAUUUUAAUACACGUGUCAAUUUAAUGUUGGGUUUUGUGUCUGUAAUAAUAUCGAGGGUAUGUGUACAAACUAUCACAAAUAUAGAUAAAUCACGGCAUGUAUAUUUUAUCUUACGCUAGUAUUUCUUAUCUGUACUUGAGACUAGCCUGCGCGCGCGCGUUUAAAGAAGUACAAAAGAAAGUAGCCAUCAUACACUGGUUUCAUUUCCUUCCAUAGAAUUUUUACGUUUCACUGUACGCUGAGAGAUCAUUGUAUGUAUCAAUCAUUAAAAGAUCAUACAUUCGUUAUAUAAUAGUAUAGAAUUGUUUAAUAAUACUAAUUAAUUUUUUUUCGACUCGAAUGAUGGAUUGUGAAAUAUAAUAUAUGCGAGUGGUUCAAUAAAUUUCUACAUGCUACUGGAAACGAUACAAAGGGAAUGCGCCGAUUUAUUAUUAUUAUAUAUUAAUAAUUAUGUAAUGAAUUAACUGUGCUAACAAUGACGUUGAAGAGGUGAAUUGCAAAACGUCGUAAAAAUAGCAAAUAAAACAAGAAUUUGAAAUAAUAAUAAAUAUUAUGUAAAACAAUGCUUGUAUAUGAUACUAUUUCCUGAAUAAAGUAGCUGUUUGCCUCGUA
Formica exsecta is the source of this 2075-nucleotide messenger RNA. It is a transcript of the gene eIF4H1, whose product is annotated as eukaryotic translation initiation factor 4H-like. Lineage: Eukaryota; Metazoa; Arthropoda; Insecta; Hymenoptera; Formicidae. Gene Ontology annotation, molecular function: RNA binding. Bases 206 to 1021 code for a protein of 271 amino acids. The transcript has 5 exons. The record is from RefSeq and is a predicted model, not a curated record.